Messenger RNA from Magnolia sinica, 2077 nucleotides. Its product is annotated as ruBisCO large subunit-binding protein subunit alpha. The coding region runs from base 88 to 1854 and encodes 588 amino acids. The transcript has 8 exons. Gene Ontology annotation, biological process: protein refolding. The record is from RefSeq and is a predicted model, not a curated record. Lineage: Eukaryota; Viridiplantae; Streptophyta; Magnoliopsida; Magnoliales; Magnoliaceae. Gene Ontology annotation, molecular function: ATP-dependent protein folding chaperone; ATP binding.
AAACAGAUACCCUUUCUCGCCCUUAUCUGCACUCCAAACAACCAAACAGCAGCAGCAGCAGCGUCAGAGCUCUCAUUUCCCAUCAAAAUGGCAUCCGCAGCGAACGCGAUUUCUACAGCUCCGAUCCUCCGUUCUUCUCCUCGUCAGGGGAGCAUGAGGAAGGUGAAUCAGGUUGGGCAGAAGCUGAACUACAACAGAGCUACCAGGAGUGGUAGAUUUGUUGUGCGAGCAAGGGCAAAAGAUAUUGCUUUUGAUCAGGUUUCCAGAACAGCACUUCAGGCUGGCAUUGACAAGCUUGCAGAUGCUGUAGGAGUUACUCUUGGACCUAGAGGGAGGAACGUCGUUCUAGAUGAGUUUGGGAAUCCCAAAGUGGUUAAUGAUGGUGUUACAAUUGCACGGGCUAUUGAACUCGCAGAUGCUAUGGAGAAUGCCGGUGCAGCUUUGAUAAGGGAGGUUGCCAGCAAAACUAAUGACUCCGCUGGUGAUGGUACUACAACUGCAUCAGUACUUGCACGAGAAAUCAUCAAAUUAGGUCUAUUAAGCGUCACUUCAGGUGCAAAUCCAGUUAAUAUCAAGAAGGGCAUUGACAAGACUGUGGAAGGGCUGGUGGAAGAGUUAGAGAAGAAAGCUAGGCCCAUCAAGGGACGUGAUGAUGUCAAAGCCGUUGCUUCCAUCUCUGCUGGCAAUGAUGAGUUUAUUGGGACUAUGAUUGCUGAUGCAAUUGAUAAAGUUGGGCCUGAUGGCGUUCUAUCCAUUGAGUCCUCAUCGUCCUUCGAGACAACCGUUGAUGUUGAAGAAGGAAUGGAGAUUGACAGAGGCUAUAUCUCCCCACAAUUUGUUACAAACCAGGAGAAGUUGAUUGCAGAAUUUGAGAAUGCUAGAGUUUUAGUGACCGAUCAGAAGAUUUCCACAAUAAAGGACAUCAUUCCUCUGUUGGAGAAGACUACCCAAUUAAGGGCACCUCUGCUCAUUGUUGCUGAAGAUGUCACGGGUGAGGCCUUGGCUACUCUUGUUGUGAACAAGCUACGGGGUAUUUUAAAUGUUGCGGCAAUUAAAGCGCCUAGUUUUGGUGAGAGGCGAAAGGCAUUGCUUCAAGAUAUUGCAAUCUUAACAGGAGCUGAAUUCCAAGCCAGUGAUCUGGGUCUGCUAAUAGAGAACGCUUCAAUUGAGCAGCUCGGCGUGGCAAGGAAGGUGACCAUCACCAAGGACUCCACCACCAUCAUUGCUGAUGCUGCAACCAAAGAUGAGAUCCAAGCCCGAAUCGCGCAGAUAAAGAAGGAGCUGGCUGAGACUGACUCUGUCUAUGACUCCGAAAAGCUGGCUGAGAGAAUCGCCAAGCUCUCCGGUGGUGUUGCUGUCAUAAAGGUUGGAGCUGCGACGGAGACGGAGCUUGAGGACCGUAAGCUACGGAUUGAGGAUGCCAAGAAUGCCACCUUUGCUGCCAUUGAGGAGGGGAUUGUGCCGGGUGGUGGCGCUGCAUUUGUUCACCUCUCUGCUUGUGUUCCUGCGAUCAAGGAUAAGCUUGAAGAUGCAGAUGAACGGCUGGGAGCCGACAUCAUACAGAAGGCACUGGUGGCACCCGCAGCUUUGAUAGCGCACAAUGCUGGUGUGGAAGGAGAGGUGGUGGUUGAGAAGAUAAGGGCAGGUGAGUGGGAGAUUGGAUACAAUGCAAUGACAGACAAGUACGAGAACCUUGUUGAAGCUGGGGUGAUUGACCCAGCCAAGGUCGCCAGAUGUGCAUUGCAGAAUGCAGCGUCAGUGGCUGGGAUGGUCCUAACAACACAGGCUAUUGUGGUUGAGAAGGCCAAGCCUAAGGUGGCGGCAGCAGCUCCACCACAAGGCCUUACCGUGUGAGACAUUUGAGGUAAUGUGCAAAUUUAGGUAGGUUGGUAGAGGUGAGUAAAUGUAGCAAUGGCCAUGGAUGUAGCAUCUUCUUUUGAGCGGGAUUUUGUUCUUUUGUAAGAAAUUGGAGACUGGAAAGUUAGCAGCAGUGUUCCGUUUCCACAUCCAAUGACUCUCUUGCAAGUAGAGGAAUCUACCAAUUCUAAUAAGGUAAUGUGCUUUUUUCAUUAGUUAA